UCCGCGCAGCGACGGUGCUGGUGUCCCACGUGUCCAUUCGUAAGGGAGACACUGGGUGUGUGGUGGUAGGAGGGAGGGUAUCGGGGAAACCGGCUCCCCAAGACAGCUUCACCAGGGCCAGAAGGGGAGGAAUGCCAGGAGACCAGGAACAGAUGUUGGACUCGUAUGAACACUACACGACAGUGGCUCUGGACGGAGCCAGUGGGGACGUCAGGUGGCAGCACACUCCCUCAGACUUUCAGCUCAAUCCUGCAUAUCGCCCUGAUAUAUCCUCGUUUCGUCACCUGAAGCUCUACCUCCACAAGCAGAUACUCCACGAAGGAGAGGUCUCCUGGCAUCAGUACAGCCACUCCCUCAAUCAAAUCUUGGUCAGUCCUCUCUCUCUCCCUCUCUUUCCCUCCACCGAUCUUUCACUUACCAAAGAAUAUGUACCCUUUAGUAGUAUGACAUAGUUCUAUGUAAAGUUUGUGAGCAUUGACCAUUUAUACAGGAGUCAAGCAUUGAAUGAAACUGCCACUAAUUCAAGGUUUUUCUCUCUACAAUACAACACUGUUGGCCUUUGUUUUCUGUGUGUGUGUGUGUGUGUGUGUGUGCAGCCUCACACGUGGCUGAGGAAUGGCGACACUCAUUUGCAGUUGGCGCACUUCAAGAAGGAUCGCAGGAAGAGAGACGAACCGGACAUAUCAGAACACAUCAUGAAAGUUGGUGGACUGGCUGCGGAUCAUAUAGCGGGGCUGGCAUUCGGUGGACUGAGGCCCCACUCACCAGACGAACACAUCCAAGACCCCAACAUUCUCAUCGUACACUCGGCAGAAGGGGUGAGUGUACUCCAUCUGUACCAGGGGAGACCGCUGUGUACCAUCCCCCUGUCCCCAUACCACGCCACCCACGUCGACGUGAAUGGGGAUGGGACCAUAGACCACGUACAGGCUGUCGUUAACCCAAUGGAUGAUUCCGAGGAUGAGCUGGGAUGUUACGGCCAAGCCCUUCCAAUGGUGGUCGGAUCAAAACCUCUCUUCAAACACUCUAUAUGCAAGGCAACCCACUGGACCGAGACCUUCAUCGCCACUGACAAGUGGUUUCCUCAGCUGAACAAGGUUGGCAGGAAGAAAAUAGACCACGACAUUACGGAACCCCUGCCACCUGUCCUCAUUCAAAGUGUCUACCACAGCAGUCCGGUAAAGCUCCACCUCGGUCUCACCGGCUACUCCUGGACCAAGUGGCUCGCCCGCAGACAAAAGGUCGUCGACGCCCCAGCCCCGCCCCCACACCCCGAGGGCCCCGUGUACGACAGCGUCUUUGUUCUGAGCAGCGGACGAGUGACGAGCAUUGGACCAAAGGGAGAAUUCAACUGGCAGGUGGAUACAAAGGGGGAUUGGGACCCAGCGUCCGAGGUCAUCUACAACGCCAAGCACCCAUCAUGGAACCAGGACCCGCACCACCUCCUGUUCCUGCACGAGGCCUUCACACCCUCAGCUCAGCCCCAUUCCAUGACCAGCUUCGGCAAGAAAGACCAGGUACUGAUUCAGGGCUGGCGUGGACUGGUGGUCCUGUCGGGGAGAGAUGGCUCCACGGUCACCUACCUCAGACUCCCCUGCCAACCCAUAUCCCCUCCCACUCUGGCCGAUUUCAGUGACGACGGAUGGAACGACAUCAUCAUCACAUGUGCUGAUCGGUAUGAGGGAUUUGUUGCCAGUCGUCAGUCAGGAUUCUGGAACACUACAAUCCUGAGUCUGUUUGUGGGCGUGGUCCUCACUAUCAUUGCCAUCUACACCCGGCAACGGACUGUCCGUCCUUUACCUCUAGCUAAAUCAUCACUGGACUAAUUUUGCCACCACAAUAAAAAAAAUUCUAUGAUUCAAUACCAUAGGUAAUUUUCUCUAAUAGUCUCGCGGCUGGUAUAAGACUGUCAUCGACUUUUCUGAGAACAGUGGCUAGAUUGGUUCGUGUGCAAGUUCUGUCGGACGUGUGCAUUUCCACCCACGUGUUCAGAAUUUUAAGUAUCUGUGUCUUUACUCCCUGCGUUUCCUGCAGUAUCUCUUGGCCCCUGUGCUCUGGUAUUCCAAGAGCUUGGAUGAGGAUUGGCCAGCUUGUAAACUUAGCCAGGAUCAUCUUCAUCACCUCGACCAGCUCUAGGUUGUUCGGCUGGUCGGGUAUUGCCGAAGGUUGUUCGGCGACGUUUGGAGGUCCGGACAAAGAUUUAUUGAAGGCAACUAGUUCCAUGCCUGUCGUAGAAUCUGGGGUAGGUAGAGAUUGACUGCGCAGGAAAUUUAACCUCUCCUUGUUUUCAUCUGUGGUAUAGGUUAAAUUUUUGUGAGAUACACAGUUUCGGUUUGACACUCACCAACAUACUGCUUUGGAAGUACAAAGGGAACUUCUCCCACCAGGCUUUCUUGGUCAAAUGCCCCUUCAAAAGAGACCAGUGCCUUGACAUUAUCGAACGCUGCAUCUCCAGAAACAGUGGCACUUAUCCUAGGUGGGUAUGCUUUUAGUUUCAACUUUGCCUCCAGGUCACUGACAUCGUUUUCCCAUAUUUCGUGUAUUGCCGACUUCUUUACCU
This is a messenger RNA of Geodia barretti, 2560 nucleotides long. The record is from the annotation of a GenBank genome assembly. Lineage: Eukaryota; Metazoa; Porifera; Demospongiae; Tetractinellida; Geodiidae.